UCUCUCUCUCUCUCUAUAUAUAUUUUCGUCUCUCUCCGUUAUUGCAGCCACCUUGUCCGUUCACUCAAAAUACUUCAUGGGGUUUUCCUUUUUCUCUCUCUCCUAAAACCCUUUAAAAAUCUGUGGAGAAAACUGAAGUGAGGGGUUUUGAGAAGAGAAUUUCAAGAAUUCAAAGAAAAUGGUGGAAAAAAGGAAGUUAAACAAAAGGGUCUUUGUUAGUGAAGAUGAUAUGUCUACUCUCUUACAAAGGUAUACAACAACGACGAUAUUGACACUGUUGCAAGAGGUGGCACAAGUUGAAGAAUCGAAAAUUGAUUGGAAUGAAUUGGUGAAAAAGACCACUACUGGGAUUACAAAUGCUAGAGAGUAUCAGAUGGUGUGGCGCCAUUUGGCUUAUCGUAAAGUAUUGCUUGAUAAAUUGGAUGAUGAUGCUCAGCUUCUGGAGGAUGAUAGUGAUCUAGAAUAUGAAUUGGAAGCUUUUCCUCCUGUAAGCAGUGAGGCUUCAGCAGAGGCUGCAUCCUUUGUGAAGGUAUUUAUUGCUUCUGGGGCUCUAUGUGAUUCAAAUAUGUCAAAUGGAGAUACAGUUGAGGGUUCAUUGACUAUACACAUACCCAAUGGCCAAACAUCUGGAACUGUUGCAGCAAACUCACUCCAUGGUAUUUCAGCUUAUGGGACAAAACUUACGGUCCCGGUUACAGUGCAAACGCAGCCACUUCCUUCUGUCACGGUUGCUGAGGGUUUGGACACCAGUGGACCAGCUAGUGCCAACUAUCCUCCUCGGCGAAGACGAAAACCUUGGUCUGCAGCAGAGGAUAUGGAACUCAUUGCUGCAGUACAAAAGUUUGGUGAAGGAAACUGGGCAAAUAUAUUGAAAGCGGAUUUUAAGGGAGACAGAACCGCUUCACAACUCUCUCAGAGGUGGGCAACUAUUAGAAAGCGACAUUGGAACAUGGUCGGAAAUAGCUCACAGCUGUCGGAGGCUCAGCUUGCUGCUCGUCAUGCAAUGUCCAUGGCUUUUGGGGAUAAUUUAAGAGCAGCGUGUCCAAUCAGCCCUUAUGCUGGGCCAAAUUCAGGCGGUGAACCUAGUAACUCUUCGCAUUUUGCUGCUGCUGCUGAUAUUGCAUCAGUUGGUCCACAAUCUAAGCAUCAGCAAGAUUUAGUACCUUCAAAACCUAUAACCCCAAAAAAUCCAUUACCAAAGCCUGCUAUUAACCCAAAUCCAAUGGUCAAAGCUGCUGCUAUGGCUGCAAGCGCACGCAUUGCUACCCAUUCAAGUGCUGCUGCCUCGCUGCAAAAGGCUGCACAGUCUAAAAAAGGCGUCCAUAUCAUGCCUGGAGGAACUCCUGAAGUCAAAUCAUCUGUGCCAGGUAGCUUUAAUGGUUUGCCCAGUAAUGUGCAUUUCAUUCGAACUGGCCUGGUGUCUCGUCCCGCUGGCCCCUCAAAUGCCUCACAGUCUGGAAUUCAGCAAUUGCAGGCUCUAAGAUCUGCAUCACCUGCAGUUCAACCUAAACCAACGACUGUGCCAUCCAGAACAAAUACUUCAUCUGGGGUUGGCAGUGCCCUUUCAUCUUCUCCAACGGCCGUGCUCGAAGUAAAAUCAAAAGCAGCCGUUAUCCAAGAAAAUAAAACUGCUGUUCUGUCUAAGGCAAAGAGUGAGAAAACUGAAGUUAUUCGAGCUGCUUCAUUGGCGAAGACACCAGAACAGCAGGUCCAAAAAGUUCGAACUUUUGGUUCAGGCAACCUGUUGACAGCGAAAGUUGAAGGUCAAGAACUUGGGGGAGAGAGUAAAACUUCAAGAAUUCGAAUUCAGGAAAAGCUAAUCCCAAGUCAAGUGAGUCCCAGCAAUAAGAAUGAGAACACUAAAAUAGAAUUAGCAGUCAAAAACACUGGUGUUCAAGGUCCUGCACCUGUGACAUGUAAGAAGAUGUUCAAAAAAAGUUGAGGAAGGCGUUUUAGGCGAGACACAUUUGGGAACUGAGGAUGUGGGAGAGUAUAAAAUAGCUUCACUGGCUGGACCUGCUCUGUAUGUAAUUUCUAAUUCGUACCAGCUAUUUUGUGCUGACUUUUACCCUCAACUUUGUAAAUGUAUUCUCCUAAAGUCUCUUGUCUAUACUUGGGUGACAAUUCAAAAUUCUUUCAUGUGUUCCCUUGUUGAGGGUUGAAUA
This is a messenger RNA of Solanum dulcamara, 2165 nucleotides long. RefSeq lists its product as uncharacterized. The record is from RefSeq and is a predicted model, not a curated record. The coding region runs from base 179 to 1942 and encodes 587 amino acids. NCBI's taxonomy places the organism in Eukaryota, Viridiplantae, Streptophyta, Magnoliopsida, Solanales, Solanaceae. The transcript is spliced from 6 exons.